AUGAGCUCCUUUCAAGAUAAGAGCUUCUCGAAUAUGGAAGAUCUAUACCCAGUUCCAUUUCCAGAUGAUGUGCCUAUCGCGAAAUUGGAGACCAUUUCUCUCAACAAGCUCUUGAGCAACAAUGAAGUCGAAGCUCAGAGACUCUUCAACGUAUGCAAGGGUUCUGGAUUCUUUUAUCUGGACAUGAUGGAUCAUGAAAUUGGAAGAAAGAUGUGGGAAGAUGCCUGCUACGCUUGUCGCUCCGGGCAAGCGGUCCUUCCUAUUACCCCUAUGACAACGAAAAAGGCAUACAAGGCACGCACUGGAGUCAAAGUUCUCGACAGAGGGUACCAGACUGGGGCGGUAAAUGACGAUGGACAGCCAAGAGAUAGCGAAAUGUUCAUGGUUCCUCAAACCGAAUUCUUUAGCAAUGAACCCUUGGGGUUCGAAUUGCCUCCAUGGCUUGCACCACAUGAAGAAAGAUUCAAAAACGCGAUGAGCAGUGGUAACAUCGUUGCUAAUGUCAUCCUCAGUAUUCUUGAGGGAAAGCUCGAGCUCCCUCCUGGAGCUCUCACCAAUAUCCAUAAGCUGACCGAUUCCUCCGGAGACUUCAUUCGAGUCUUACGCUACCCCGGCACCGACUUGGGCGCAGAAAUUGAUCCGUUGAGAUUCCCUCCUCAUAGAGACGCUGUCAGCAUCGCUAUAUUGUUCACCUGGCUCGGUGGGCUUCAGAUUACCGAUGAAGAGGCAGCUUUCGCUGUGCCGGAGUCAUCCUGGCGGUGGGUCAAGCCUGUUCCCGGAACUGCAGUUGUCAACUUGGGCGAUGCUAUGGAGGUUUUCACGAACAAACUUCUCAAAUCUGGCCUACAUCGUGUGAUCAAAGCCCCAGGCUUACAAAGAGCACACGACAAGUACAGUGUGCUCAUUGUAGCCCGGCCAGAAGACAGUACGCCCAUGCGAAGUUUUUCUAGCCCUGUCAUUCCCGAAGGUACAGAAGAGCAGAAGAGCGCACCGAUUUAUUCUAGCAUCGAAUGGGGCCAUAACAAGAUCAAGGCUUUGCAGGACUUUAUCGACAAGCUUCAGAGUGCGCGUGCUGGGAAGACGGAAAAUCUUGAGCGCAGCUGGACUGCUCCAAAGUCGGGUUCUGGCAUCGAUGUACUAGAAGGGUGUCCCGUCGGACUUGUAACACACUACAGGACCAAGGCAGAACAUUAA
Messenger RNA from Glarea lozoyensis ATCC 20868, 1194 nucleotides. RefSeq names its product Clavaminate synthase-like protein. The coding region runs from base 1 to 1194 and encodes 397 amino acids. The transcript has 4 exons. The record is from RefSeq and is a predicted model, not a curated record. NCBI's taxonomy places the organism in Eukaryota, Fungi, Ascomycota, Leotiomycetes, Helotiales, Helotiaceae.